This is a messenger RNA of Nycticebus coucang (slow loris), 1820 nucleotides long. RefSeq names its product propionyl-CoA carboxylase subunit beta (gene PCCB). The transcript has 15 exons. Lineage: Eukaryota; Metazoa; Chordata; Mammalia; Primates; Lorisidae. The record is from RefSeq and is a predicted model, not a curated record. Gene Ontology annotation, molecular function: propionyl-CoA carboxylase activity. Bases 65 to 1684 code for a protein of 539 amino acids. Gene Ontology annotation, cellular component: mitochondrion.
UGCCCACCCUUUACACACAUGCGUACUGAGGCGCGCUGGUUGGGGGCGUGCAGGUAGAUCGAAAAUGGCGGCAGCAAUGCGGGUGGCGGUAGCUGGGGCAAGGCUCAACGUUCUAGUAAGCGGUCUCCGCACCAUGGUCCGCAGCCUUUGCAGCCAGCCUGUGUCCAUUAACGAACGGAUCGAGAACAAGCGCCACACCGCGCUCUUGGGUGGAGGCCAACGCCGCAUCGACGCGCAGCAUAAGCGAGGAAAGCUAACGGCCAGGGAGCGGAUCAGUCUCUUGCUGGACCCUGGCAGCUUUGUUGAGAGCGAUAUGUUCGUGGAACACAGAUGUGCCGAUUUUGGAAUGGCUGCUGAUAAAAAUAAGUUUCCUGGAGACAGCGUGGUCACUGGAAGAGGCCGAAUCAAUGGAAGAUUGGUUUAUAUCUUCAGUCAGGAUUUUACAGUUUUUGGAGGCAGUCUGUCAGGAGCUCAUGCACAAAAGAUCUGCAAAAUCAUGGACCAAGCCAUAACAGUGGGGGCUCCAGUGAUUGGGCUAAAUGACUCUGGAGGAGCACGGAUCCAAGAGGGAGUGGAGUCCUUGGCUGGCUACGCUGACAUCUUUCUGAGGAACGUCAUGGCAUCUGGAGUUAUCCCUCAGAUUUCUCUGAUAAUGGGCCCGUGUGCAGGUGGGGCCGUGUAUUCCCCGGCCCUAACAGACUUCACAUUUAUGGUAAAGGAUACUUCCUACCUGUUUAUCACUGGCCCUGAUGUCGUAAAGUCUGUCACCAAUGAGGAUGUUACCCAGGAGGAGCUUGGUGGUGCCAAGACUCAUACCACCAUGUCUGGUGUGGCCCACAGAGCUUUUGAGAAUGAUGUUGAUGCCUUGUGUAAUCUCCGGGAGUUCUUCAACUACCUGCCCCUCAGCAGUCAGGACAUGGCUCCCAUCCGUGAGUGCCACGAUCCCAGUGACCGUCUGGUUCCUGAGCUUGACACAGUUGUCCCUUUGGAAUCUACUAAAGCCUACGACAUGGUGGACAUUAUACACUCUGUUGUUGAUGAGCGUGAAUUUUUUGAGAUCAUGCCCAAUUAUGCCAAGAACAUCGUUGUUGGUUUUGCAAGAAUGAAUGGGAGGACUGUUGGAAUUGUUGGCAACCAACCUAAGGUGGCAUCAGGAUGCUUGGACAUUAAUUCUUCUGUGAAAGGGGCUCGUUUUGUCAGAUUCUGUGAUGCAUUCAAUAUUCCACUCAUCACUUUUGUUGAUGUUCCUGGCUUUCUGCCUGGCACAGCACAAGAGUACGGGGGCAUCAUCCGGCACGGCGCCAAGCUUCUCUAUGCAUUCGCUGAGGCAACUGUGCCCAAAGUCACAGUCAUCACCAGGAAGGCCUAUGGAGGUGCCUAUGAUGUCAUGAGCUCUAAGCACCUUUGUGGUGAUACCAACUAUGCCUGGCCCACAGCAGAGAUUGCAGUCAUGGGAGCAAAGGGUGCUGUGGAGAUCAUCUUCAAAGGGCACGAGAAUGUGGAUGCUGCUCAGGCAGAGUACAUUGAGAAGUUUGCCAACCCUUUUCCUGCAGCAGUGAGAGGGUUUGUGGAUGACAUCAUCCAACCUUCCUCCACUCGGGCUCAAAUCUGCUCUGACCUGGAUGUCUUGGCCAGCAAGAAGGUACAGCGUCCUUGGAGAAAACAUGCAAAUAUUCCAUUAUGAAGAAAUCAAAGCAAAAUAAAUCAAGAGCUGAAUUAUUGCCUGUCCACCCCUGCCCGCUUUUACAGUCAUGAAAUCUGAGAAUCUAAAUAUCAAUAGUAACUUAGAAUGGCUAAGUUUAUUAAAUUCUAGAAAAAUC